AUGCUUGUUUAUUUGUUAAAUGGUUCUCAGGUUGAAGCGUCAACUGAAUAUGUUUACACAGUGAAUGAUGGACCGAGGCGUUUCAUAAUAGAUUUGAAGAAGAAAACUUGCAGCUGCAGGAUGUUCCAACUGGACGAGAUACCGUGUUCUCAUGCAUGGGCAGUAUUGAAGAAUAAAAAUUUGACUGCUGAUGUAUAUUGUUCGGAUUUAUUCAAGCCGGAAACAGUUGUGAACACAUAUGAUGUGCCAGUUGAUCCUCUUCCCGAUGAGACCGAGUGGAAUGUUCCUAAAAGUAUAUUAGAUGAAGUUGUUAUGCCACUGAUCUAUAAGAGACCCCCUGGGAGGCCAAAAAAGAAGAGGGACAAGCCAUUACAGGAGUUGAUGAUUGGUAAACGCAGAAAUUCCUGCGGUAAAUGUGGACGUCUUGGUCAUAAUAGGCGUUCGUGUGAUAAUCCGCCGCUCAAUAAGAAGAAUAAAUAA
This is a messenger RNA of Lycium barbarum (goji berry), 480 nucleotides long. RefSeq lists its product as uncharacterized. Bases 1 to 480 code for a protein of 159 amino acids. The record is from RefSeq and is a predicted model, not a curated record. Gene Ontology annotation, molecular function: zinc ion binding; nucleic acid binding. Lineage: Eukaryota; Viridiplantae; Streptophyta; Magnoliopsida; Solanales; Solanaceae. The transcript has a single exon.